AUGCCUCCCUCUGCAAUGCCACCGAUAAUGGUCGCCCCACAAGGAAUGACAGUGUCAGCUACAGUGCCUGUCACAACCGCAAGCACGACCCAGACAACACAAGGGACGACGGUGGUAGAUACAUUACCCGCUACAUCGUCACUAACUGCGCAUACAACUGUCACAACUACAGUACCGUCCACAUCAGCAAGCACGGCACCGACAACCGUCAUACCUUCAACUACUACGCGCAGACAGCGAAUUUUGGUCGGGGCCGACCCGGAAUUUGAUGACGGCGAUUUCGGAGAUGAUGAGAAAAAUGAAGAAUUUGAUGCUGUCUUAGCCGCGACGCGCAGUGUUAGGACAAGUCGUACUACCAUGACCAGCACGUCUACGCCCACAACUCUAGCAAAGGAAUCUAGCGAAGAAUCCUCCGAGGAGGAGGAGGCCAUGAAAACGACAAUUCGUACAACUACCGCUGCUGCGCAGGACGAAGAGCUAGAGCCAACCACUCUUUCCUCCAAUGAUGCUUUCCGUGCAGCUAUCAAAGAGCAGCGAGCGGAAGCAUUGAGAAUGAGAAAUCAAGGUGGUAAUGACGAAGAGAAUCCAUCUGCUGAUCUAAAAGAACCAAACUCGGAAACGAUCAAGAAACUUGAAAGAGAGAUGAAAGCAAAAAGACGUCUGGAACGAUUGAAGCCCAAGAAAACGGAUGAUAAAGGCGACGAAGAAAAUGGAGGAGUGAAUAGGAAAGGAAAGGCGAAAGUGAAAAAGAUCAAAACGAUCAAAACAACCAAAGUGAUUGUCUCCAAUGAUAACGAUAAAGAAACUGAUGUCACAACAUCUAAAAGUUCCCAAGAACAAGAUGAAGGAGAUGAAGAAACGCGAGAGGAGAGGCAUGAAACUAAAUUGAAAAAGAAAUUAGUCAAGAAAAUAGAAGAGGAGGUGGCGGGGAGCAUCGACGAGGAACCGAUAGGAGCAGGAGCGCAACUAGUAACCGAUAUACCCGAGGAGCCCAUCCUUCAAACAGUAGUGAAACACACGAAGAAGAUUGUAGUGAAAAUAAAAAAACCAAACAAGGGAAAAAGCAACAAAAUGGAAGAGAUGAAA
Cylicostephanus goldi is the source of this 1086-nucleotide messenger RNA. The record is from the annotation of a GenBank genome assembly. Lineage: Eukaryota; Metazoa; Nematoda; Chromadorea; Rhabditida; Strongylidae.